ACUGAACGAAUUGAACAGAAUCGAUUAGUUUUCAUCAUCAAUUUUCAUGUCAUGAUAACUGGAAGAUAAAAGAGAGAGAAGGAGAGAAACUUGGAAUAGAUAAAUUCAGACCUGAUGAGUCUCGUUCUUGAAACUAUAUCAUCAUUUUAUCCUCAUGUGAACACCAAGAAACUACAAAGUGAAUAAUAUAUAAAUUGUGAAAGAAAAGAAAAAGUAAUAAACAAGAAAAAGGAAGAAAAUAAAAAGUAACUCAAUCGAAGAACAAGAAAAACAACAACAACAAUCAAGAACAUUUCGACGAUUGACAAUCGAAAGUUCUAAGUUUGAAUGAGAAAGAAAGAGAGAAUUAGAAAUCGUCAACUCAAGAGAAACAAGUUAUUAAUAUAAAAACGAACAGAGAAUUGUCUAAAUUGAAGAUAAGCGAAAGUGAUCAAUCAGAAUUUUGUUAUUCGUUCCCAAAGCUUCAAAGUGAUAAAUCAAAAAACGAAAAAGUGUCCAAAAAAUUGAACCAACGGAGGCCAAGAAAAUCCAAGGAAAAUUCAACUAGAAUGUUAAUCUCUUAAUCCAGUUAAUCCAUUGAGAGAGAAAAAGUAAUGAUCUUCUCAUUUCCAUUUGAGAAAAACAAAAAAAAAAUGAUUAAUUGAUAUUCACUUUGUAAUAUAAACUGAGAAUUAAGUUAAUCAAUCCAAAUUGAAGAGAAUCAACUUUUUAAUCACAAUGAACUCACCAAAUUUAAUCCUACUCAUCGCUUCCUUGUUUACAUGUUACCAUGAAAUCGAUGCAAUCGAUUGUUUUAAAUGUGUUUCCAUCGAUGGUAAAAAUUCAUUAUGUGAAGAUCCUUUUCAUAACAAUUACUCAAGUGAAGUAUUGGAAUCACCAUGUUGGGCGGGAAGGAAAAAUCGUAACGGUAAAUUUCCAGCAUCCGCUUGUAUUAAAUUAAGCGGAACUUUUGAGAGUUCAGGUGUAUCCAUGGUGGUACGUGAUUGUGCACUGGACAGCGGCAGUUUGACCACCGACACCGAGUUGGUCAGAAUGUCCCAUUGUGGGGCAUUUUAUUUUGACGGUGAUUAUAUUUCGGGCUGCGUUCAAAGUUGCUUCGAAGAUGCUUGUAACAAUUCAAACAAAAUUAACUUUUCACUAUCAAUGUUACUCUCAUUUCUUUCAUUACCUUUAUUAAUUGUUAACAAUUUACAACUUCUUCCCAUUCCCAAUACAUAAAAACAAGUUAUCAUUUGAUGAUUUUCAUUUUAAAAUCCACCACCACCACAAUAAUAACAAUACAAACACAACUUAAAUAUUAAUGUUGAUCAGUUUUUGUCAAAUAUUAUCAAGAAAGAAAAACAAAUUUCAAGAAUUAAAUCAAAUUAAUGUUACUUGUUAUUAAUAAAAAUCAAAUAAAGGAAAACUUUUCAUCG
Panonychus citri (citrus red mite) is the source of this 1415-nucleotide messenger RNA. RefSeq lists its product as uncharacterized. The transcript is spliced from 3 exons. NCBI's taxonomy places the organism in Eukaryota, Metazoa, Arthropoda, Arachnida, Trombidiformes, Tetranychidae. The record is from RefSeq and is a predicted model, not a curated record. The coding region runs from base 718 to 1218 and encodes 166 amino acids. Gene Ontology annotation, biological process: sleep; regulation of synaptic transmission, cholinergic; positive regulation of voltage-gated potassium channel activity.